Molecule: messenger RNA, 915 nt
Organism: Alternaria viburni
Lineage: Eukaryota; Fungi; Ascomycota; Dothideomycetes; Pleosporales; Pleosporaceae
Exons: 4
Coding region: 1-915 (304 amino acids)
Molecular function (GO): hydrolase activity
Source: RefSeq, a predicted model, not a curated record
AUGUAUCCAAAGUCCGACGUCACAGUCGACGCCUCGAAGUUCGAUCGCAGCGGAAUCGACAAACAAACCCUGGAGUUCAACGAGAAAUUGAUUAAGAUCUGGGCGGAUGGACCGAGGUGGUAUGAGGUCGGCGCAGCAGCCUACCGCCAGAUGCGCUGGGAAGGCAAAACCCCCUUACCCAAACCCGUGGUUCUACCCGAAGGUUUCAACGGCUCUCUCCCGUCGAGAGAGGCAGGAAGGGAGAUACCUCAAGACCCCUACCUAAAAUACAUGGCCGACCACUUCGAAGUAACAGUCGUAUCAAUCGGGUACCGGCUCGCGCCCGAAGACCCCUGGCCCGCCGGCGCAGAAGAUUGCUACGACGCUGCGGAAUGGCUGGUCAAGAAUGGUCCGGAGGUUUUUGGUGGGGAGUUGAUGUUUACGGGUGGUGAGUCCGCAGGCGGCCACCUCGCCUGCCUCGUCGCCUUCCACCUCCUAAAAACGCUCCCCACAUUCUCCUUCCGCGGCCUCCUCCUCCACUUCGGCUGCUACGACAUGUCCUCCUUCCUCCCCCACGUCCUGCACCACGAAUCUCACCUCGUAAUCGACCACGACGUGAUGAAAUCCUACAUCGACGCCCUGCUCCCCAACACCACAGAAGCGGAGCGCCGCGAUCCCUCGAUAAGUCCUUUCUGGCAGGAUUUGAGAGGUAUGAAACUGCCGCCGGCGUUGUUUACGUGUGGGAGUGAGGAUCCGUUGUUGGAUGAUAGUGUGUUGAUGGGGGCGAAGUGGGGGAUGUGGGGUGCGGAAAGUGUGGUGAAGAUUUAUAGGGGCGCGCCGCAUGGGUUUAUUGGGUUUCCGCCGGGGACUAUCAAGGCGGUGCAGGAGGUGCUUGAUGAUACUGAGGCGUUUGUUAGGGCGAAGAUGGGGGUUUAG